Molecule: messenger RNA, 1051 nt
Organism: Colletotrichum acutatum
Lineage: Eukaryota; Fungi; Ascomycota; Sordariomycetes; Glomerellales; Glomerellaceae
Exons: 1
Coding region: 394-810 (138 amino acids)
Source: RefSeq, a predicted model, not a curated record
CUGCUGAGAAAUGUGGGGUUUUCAUCACAGGAUGCUACUCUUCUACCCCGUAUCUGCAGUAGUCACUGUGUUUUUCCAUCUGUUGCGAAAUCCACUGGGCGAUCAGUCGGUAGAUGACCUCAGACUCCUCGAGUCCAUCCCGAACUUCGUGAGCGUGGACCGUGCCAGAAGUUCGAUCCCACCCCAUGGGCUCGACUUGAACACGGUUGAUGAUUUUGUGGCUGAGGUGAUCCGAUUGUCCAAGUGUGCUAUGACUAUGGCCGCCCACGUCAAGUAUCUUAGGUAGACCACAUGUGUGUUUGUCGAUGACGCUUAACAUCCUGAAGAGGUGGGAAUGAUCCGUGUUUGUAUGGGUCAACAAUAGGCACUGGCUUUGCUGGAUCUUAAGAAUGAAUGACACCAGUAGAUAAUGGACAACAACUUAGACAGACGAAACGCAAGCCGUCCACAACACCUCCUCAUAUGGCCCCACCGCCGAUGUCGGGUACCGCACUGGGCACGCGGCAGGCAGCCGAACCGGCCGAGUGGGUAUACUCCACUUUUGGCCAAGCGGCCGACGACUACCGCGAUACUAACAUCGACGAGGCUGUCGACGUCUAUCCGAACUUUGCGCCAGCGAUCCCGGGCCAGUUGAAGCGCCACUCUUGCUGGGACAGCCUCUCGUAUAACGUUGACUCAACCUGCACCUCCAAUUCAUCGGAGGUGCUGCUGGUCUGCUCGGCACUCUUACCCGGUCGUUUACGCGGGUCCGAGCCGGGGAUCCUUCCCAUCGCCCUCGGGACCUUGCCAUACCUUCACGGACGCUGCUGACGGCUACUGCCGUGGCGAGGGCUUAGGCAUUAUCGGGUGGUCCUGAAGUACCUAGCCGAUGUCAUCGCCGACGGAGAUACCGGGUUAGCUGUCGUCAGAGAUGCGUUCCGCAGCUGCUUGGCCGGGCGCCGUCUCUAUCACGUAUCCCAGCACCGCCAUGCAGCAGGACCCGUACCAUGAUCUACUGGCCCAGACUGGCAUUGCGGCCGCCCAGCUUGGCUACGUCGGAAUGCACGGCACU